GUUAUGUGGUACUAUUGAUAUAUAAAAGCAUAAUGGAUUAUUCGAAAGUACAGCUUUCACUCUGAAACUUUGGUAUUGAAAGUUUAGUUCUUAAAGGAUAUGCAUAGGAAACCGUACUUCUUAAUUAAAAGUUACAAUGCCUACAUAAGAGAUGUCUAAAAAGUACUAUUUGUGGUUAUAGGAAGAUGUUCAGAUGACAUGCCCUACAUCGACAAUGGAUCAGAUUUACCAGCACCCUUUCAAAGAGAGGCGAUUUUAUCUUUCGAUGAUGGUGCUGUUUGCGGUUUUCCAGUUGACCAUACUCAAUCUGAUUCUGUUUAGAUUUAACGUCGGGGAUCAUCUGAUCGUAACAAAUGGAGAAAUGACUGACAGCAACACUAAGGGAUAUGGAACUUCCUAUUACUCAGCCAAGAAGAAGGGAAAUCCAAAACUUUUGAAUUUCAAGGACAUAAACCUCUGGAAUAGGACAUUAAACCCAUCGAUUUAUGGUCCGGUGGAAGGACACCUUCCUGAAACUAUGGAUACAAGAACUUCUAUACUUAAAAGACGGAUGCAUCCGACGGAAGAAGACUACCAUAACAUUGUGUCUGGAAAAUACAAGCCUGUUGGUAUAAUGACAUUGGAAAAAAGAGUUUUAUUAAUGAAACAAACUAUGACAGAAGCACUGAAAAUGAUGCCUGAAAGUGAAGGGAGAGAAUUUUUAGAAAUGCUCACAGAGGGUCCAUUCAAAUUCCAUGAACAGUACCGAAAUCCAUGCUGGUUUGAGGACGAAGAGAGUGAUACAUCAAAUGGACUCAAGUGUUUACCGUACUUUUAUUUAAUAGGCGCUCCUAAAUGCGGGACAACGGAUUUACAAAGAAGACUUGUACAACACCCAGAUAUUUCUGAUCGUGUCGUGAAAGAACCUCAUUGGUUGAAUAGGAACCGUUUUUAUCCACAAAGAGGAUAUGUCUAUCCAAAAUUUGAGCACUAUCUUGCUGUAUUUUCUGAUGGAACUCGGCAGAUACAGGAGAACAAGGACGCCUCUGGGUAUCAUCCUAUGAUAUUUGGUGAUUGCUCGGCAACGACAAUGGUAGACAACAGAUACUGGACCAUACACCCACCAUCCAAAAACGUAUCCGAACCAGUAUACACAAACGCGGAUUAUAUACAUCAUCUAAAUCCUAACGCAAAAAUUAUUGCCAUGUUGAGAAAUCCAGUAAAUAGAAUUUACUCCGAGUAUUUGUACUUUAUGCACGGAAGUCCUGAAGAGUUCCAUGACCUGGUGAAAAAGAACAUUCUGUAUACACGAGAGUGCCUAAAACAUAAUAGUUUACGCUACUGUUUCAACAUAGCGCCGAGGAAUUACACUCAGGCCGAGAUCAAACUAGAGUGGGGUGUUUAUUUUCUACAUCUUAAAGAAUUCCUACGCGUGUUCCCAAGGAAACAGAUCUUUGUGAUCAAACUAGAAGAUUUUUCUCAAAGUCCAGUGUCAUACAUGAGAAGAAUCUUUUCAUUUUUAAAAAUGCGGCAAUUACCAGACGAUCAGUUAAAUCAAAUUUCCAGUCCAGAAAAGCGUGCAAAUGUGAGGGAGAAAAGUGACAAAGAAAAGGGAGGGAUGUUAGAAGAAACCAGAAAAAUACUAGAAGAUUUCUAUGAGCCUUACAAUAAACUCCUAGUUGAUCUCUUAGGGAAACAGUUUGAUUUCAACAACACAGGCUGAGCUUGUUUGUGUGGGGUCGUUAACGACCUUUUUUAUAAACAGGAAGUUGGUUCAUCUGACCAGUGUUCAUUUUGAUUUUGUCGUUGAUGAUUCUGAACGUAAAAUGCAUUGUUCUCCGCAAAUAAAUGACAGAUGGUUCCAAGUUGAACAACGUAUGAUUUUAAGUUACACGUCAAAUUAUUGCGGCAUGUUCGUUCAUCGUCAUACGCUUGUUACGAGGCUAAGAUGGCUAGGAUAUAGGCACAUGAAUAAUUAGGAGUGUAAAGGGCGAAUCUACAGGAAUAUUUAUACAUGCAUAUGGCGGGGGCUACAAGCAGACACAAGGAUAUUCAAUGUGUAGGGCGGGGCUACGAGAUGAGAUAGGAGUAUGUAUUGGUCUGGUCGACUGGCUGAGAAAACAAUUAUCAUAUACGGCAGUGCGACAGUGUGAGGCAACAAUAAUAUUGCAAAAGGGCGUGACAAGAUUAAUCAAUGUAUAAGAUAGUGCAACUGGCUGGGACAAGAAUAAUAUAUUAAAAGGUCUGUGUGAUAGGCUGAGACAAUGGCAGGGAAAUAAAAUUUGAUUUAUUUCAGUAAAUUACAUCAUGGUUGAGAACGUUUGCCUGGCUGUUUUGAUUUCAUAGAUAUUGUGAUUUCAGACUUGAAUGUGUAUGUUUGUGUUAUUUAUUUCAAUAAGAAUAUUCCUUUUGUUGAAAUUGAGAGCAUUACAGUUUUCUCUAAAGUUAGACCAGCUCAUUCAAAAUGUACUUGGAAAAUCAGUUUUCUUUAAAGUUAGGCCAAACGCAUUCAAAAUGUACUUGGGAAAUUUAUUAACAUGUAGCGAGCAACCGGGACGCUCUAUAUACUGUAUAACAGAGAUUUACAACACGUACAUGUACACAUACACACCAGAGAAGAUAAUUUCUAUAAAUUGUUAUUGUCUGUAGUAGUCAGGGAAAGACUUAUAUUGACAUAUUCUCUCUAUAGAUAUAAAGAUUUUGAUCGGCCAUGUCAUUGUAUAUAAGAACUUCCUAUAUAAAAAGGUUUUUGAAACAGAUAGCAAUAGUGUCUCACUUUGUAACACCCCUCAUAUUGUAUAAUGAUCAUCGCAGCAGACGUUUAAAAUAGUUUUGUUUUGUGAAAACCACUGGGUAGAAUUACACCAAACUUCACAGGAAUGAUCCUUGGGUGAUCCCCUUUCAAAAAUGUUCAAAAAAUUGAAUUCUAUGCAGAACUCUGGUUGCCAUGGCAACCGAAAGGAAAUUUUUUUAAAAAUCUUCUUGUCCAAAACCACAGGGCCUAGGGCUUUGAUAUCUGGUGUGUAGCAUCAUCUAGUGGUCCUCUACCAAAAAUGUUCAAAUUAUCCCCCUAGGGUCAAAUAUGGCCCCGCCCCGGGGGUCACAUGGUUUAUAUAGACUUAUAUAGGGAAAACUUUGAAAAUCUUCUGGUACAAAACCGCAUGGCCUAGGGCUUUGAUAUUUAGAAGGUAGCAUUAUCUAGUGGUCCUCUGCCAAGAUUGUUCAAAUUAUCCUCCUAGGGUAAAAUAUGGCCCCGCCAAGGGGUCCCAAGUUUUACAAAGACUUAUAUAGGAAAAAAAGUUUAAAAAUCUUCUUGUCUGAAACCACAACACUUUGACCUUUAAUAUUUGGUUUGUUGCAUUGUCUUAUGGUCCUCAACCAAAAUUGUUCAAAUUGUACCCCUUGAGUGAAAAGAGGCCCUGCCCUGGGGGUCCCAAGUUUUAUAAAGACUUAUAUAGAAAAAAGCUUUAAAAAUCUUCUUGUCUGAAACCAUACGACCUAGGCUUUUGAUAUUUGGUAUGAUGCAUUGUCUAGAAGUCCUCUACCAAAAUUGUUCAAAUUAUGCCCUGGGGACACUUAGUUAUUAUGUUAGUUAUAUAGGAAAAAUACUUAAAAAAUCACCUGAUCCUAUUUCCAAGACUGUUCAAUUAUAAUUACCUGAUGGCCCCAAGUGAUAUGAUGUCACUUGACUGUGACCUUGACCUACUGACCUACUUUCUUGUUUUUUUAAGAUACAGCCUUGAAAUAUUGAUGACAUACACAGUUUUGCACACAAAUCGUAAAACUGAAUUUCAUUGACCAUGAAUGAGACCUACUGACUUUCUUAAUAUUUUAUCAUCAGUUUGACAUUUGAAAGAUGUAGCUCAUAUUACUCAGGUGAGCGAUCCAGGGUCAUCAUGACCCUCUUGUUAUGAAAAACAAAACAUUAAAAAAUAAUUAGUCUUGACAAAAUGUGCCUAUUCUAUAGACAUUGUAACUAAAAAAUUAAAACCGGA
Messenger RNA from Mercenaria mercenaria, 3974 nucleotides. Its product is annotated as carbohydrate sulfotransferase 15-like. Lineage: Eukaryota; Metazoa; Mollusca; Bivalvia; Venerida; Veneridae. The transcript is spliced from 11 exons. The coding region runs from base 194 to 1702 and encodes 502 amino acids. Gene Ontology annotation, biological process: hexose biosynthetic process. The record is from RefSeq and is a predicted model, not a curated record. Gene Ontology annotation, molecular function: N-acetylgalactosamine 4-sulfate 6-O-sulfotransferase activity.